AACAACAUCGAAAAUAACAGACUGAAUAUCAGCUGUUUGUCGACGACUUGUUAUUAGGUAAUUAAAAUAAAAUAUAAUUUUAUUCUUAAAUUAAUAUAUAAACUUAAUUCAUUCUAGUCAAUGUCGUUCAUCAUCAUUUCAUAUUCUUACACCAACUCGUCCAGCUGUACAAUUAAAUUGUUCAAACUUAUUAUUUGCUCCUUAUAAUACAUCCUAUAUUAAACUACCAGAACAUAUGAAAAAAACAGGAUUAUGUAAAGAUUUAAAUUUAUGGAAUAAACCACUCAUUACAUAUCCAGCACAUAUGUUUAAUAAACACUCGUGUACCAUUAUCUUGAGAAAGUCACGAGAUUGUUUUAUUCCAUGUUUUAUUCCUAUUGAAUAUGAAAAUGCUCUUGAUAAACGUCAAAAAUCGAUAUCAUUAUUAGCAAAUGAAAUAACGGAUGCCCAAUUAAACUAA
Molecule: messenger RNA, 460 nt
Organism: Didymodactylos carnosus
Lineage: Eukaryota; Metazoa; Rotifera; Eurotatoria; Philodinida; Philodinidae
Source: the annotation of a GenBank genome assembly